This is a messenger RNA of Effrenium voratum, 603 nucleotides long. The record is from the annotation of a GenBank genome assembly. Lineage: Eukaryota; Dinophyceae; Suessiales; Symbiodiniaceae.
AUGGCUUUUGAACUUCCCGACCUUCCCUAUGAUUACGACGCGCUCGCGCCCUACAUGUCGCGCGAAACGCUCGAAUUCCAUCACGACAAGCACCACCAAGCCUACGUAACCAAAGGCAACGAACUGGCUGCAGAAGCGGGCAUGGACGGGCUUUCUCUCGAGGAAAUCGUCAAGCAGUCGCAUGGCAAGAACCCGGGCCUGUUCAACAAUGCCGGCCAGCAUUACAAUCACAUCCACUUCUGGAAAUGGAUGAAGAAGGGCGGUGGCGGCACGUCGCUGCCGGGCAAGCUGCAGAGCGCGAUCGACAGCGAUCUGGGCGGCUAUGACAAGUUCAAGGCCGAUUUCGUCGCCGCCGGCGUUGGCCAGUUCGGGUCGGGCUGGGCCUGGAUCGCCGUCAAGGACGGAAAACUUGAAAUCAUGAAAACGCCGAACGGCGAGAACCCGCUGGUCCAUGGCGCGCAGCCGAUCCUCGGCGUAGAUGUGUGGGAGCAUUCCUACUAUAUCGACUACCGCAACGCCCGGCCGAAAUAUCUCGAAGCCUUCAUCGACAACCUCAUCAACUGGGACCAUGUCCUUGAAAUGUAUGAAGCUGCGACGAGCUGA